Messenger RNA from Cladophialophora yegresii CBS 114405, 456 nucleotides. RefSeq lists its product as uncharacterized. Bases 1 to 456 code for a protein of 151 amino acids. The transcript has a single exon. Lineage: Eukaryota; Fungi; Ascomycota; Eurotiomycetes; Chaetothyriales; Herpotrichiellaceae. The record is from RefSeq and is a predicted model, not a curated record.
AUGACGACUCUUUUCUUCCUGGCAAAGAAGCGGCAAUGGACGAUGAAAGAAACCAUUCGACGCUCUGCGCGCAAGGUCGGCAGCGCCGUCAAGGCCGUCACCACGCCCAUCACACCCAAGAAGAUGACCUUUUCGCCCGUCGAGAAGAGACAGCGUAACGAAGUGGCGUUGAAGAAAGCCAACGACGAACUUGCGAGGUCUGGGGCGAAGGAGAAACAGAGAGAGCGAGCGCAGCGGAGCGACUCGGCUUCUUCAAGCAGCGAUAGGGAUGUGGAGAAGGGUCUGCCUGAUUCGGCAGUGAAGAUUGAGGCGAAAGCCGGGACUGACGACUCGGGGGAGAGGACCGGGAAGAAAGACAAGAGGAGGCCGAGACCGCCCAGUGUGAGCAUCCCGUCGAGUGCUUUUGAGAUGGAUAGUCCGAAGACGCCCAUGUGGAAGAAGGUGUUUGGGCGGUAG